GGAGCGAAUGCGAGAAAACUGACGACGACGACCAACCAGCAGCACUUGAAGAGAGCGAAGAAAAGUGUCCGUCUACAUCGUCGCAAGAGGAGUUUUUCCUGGGGUGCAAAGUAUUUCCGCAAAGUUUCGUGUUUAUCUAGCGUUCCAGCGACAGUAUUUCACUUCCGGCUGGACCCAGCAGCUGUAGGUUACGGUUUUCGCUAGAUAUUACACGCAUCCCUGCACCAUCCCGUAUCUUCAUCUGCAGCCUGUUUUUAUAAAGAAGUUAGCAAACAUGUUUAUCUGGGACUGGUUCACCGGUGUACUCGGAUAUUUGGGCCUCUGGAAAAAAUCAGGCAAGCUACUGUUCCUUGGCUUAGAUAAUGCCGGAAAGACGACACUACUGCACAUGCUCAAGGACGACAGACUGGCACAACACGUGCCAACGUUACAUCCCACAUCUGAGGAACUGUCCAUCGGCAACAUGCGAUUCACUACAUUCGAUUUGGGUGGACAUACGCAAGCCCGUCGAGUUUGGAAGGACUACUUCCCAGCAGUGGAUGCGAUCGUUUUUCUGAUUGAUGCAUGGGACCGCAGUCGUUUCACCGAGAGCAAGAACGAGUUGGACUCACUACUGACCGACGAGGCUCUCUCCAACUGUCCCGUUCUGAUUCUGGGCAAUAAGAUCGAUAAACCAGGUGCUGCUAGCGAAGACGAGCUGAGGAAUCACUUUGCCCUGUACCAGCUGACUACUGGAAAGGGUAAGGUAGCACGUAACGAGCUGCCUGGACGUCCUCUUGAGUUGUUUAUGUGUUCCGUGCUAAAACGACAGGGUUACGGAGAGGGUUUUCGUUGGCUCGCUCAGUACAUUGACUAAUAAUGAAUUGCGAGAAACGUUUGUGCUAGGCUGAGAUGAAAGUGAUAGAACAAAAGCAGCAGCAGCAUCAGCAAAUAGCGGUAUGGUGCAGUAACAACAGCAGCAUAUGCUGCACCCACAGAGUUUACGACGAACGAGGGAGAGUUUUCGGGCGACGGGGUUAGGAAGUAUUUAGGGAUGCGUGAUAUUUAAUAAAGAAAAAAAAAACAUAGUUAAAACCAAUUGAGCAACAUGCUGAAUCGCAGUGACUACUCAACAUCAACCACAUACCUUCAAAUCAGCGCCAUGUCGAUUAUAGCAUUCUCGGACGUUGUAAUUGAUUUAAAAUGAUGGACGACAGUUUACAUUUAGCAAACCCUAUCAAUAUGGAAUCCCUUCUACUGUUUACUAUUACAUUUUUUUCGUUGCACUUAUUGUUUUUGAAGUAUUCUUUUUGCGUAUAGUUCAUUACAUAGUUUUAUAAAUGUUCGCAAGCACUGAGCAUUUAGAUCACUUCCAGAAGCUAGACAAACCCUUCUUACAAAAAAGACAGAAAAACUCGCAACCGGUCAGAUGAGCGUGUGCGUUAGUGAAAUCUACAGAAACUUUAAAUAGUGAUCCCUCUUGAAAAAAUAACAAACAGGCAGACCAUGCAAACAUCUACCAAUCUAUAAAAAAAUAAAACUCCAGAAUUUUUAGAUAUAAAACAACUGUAGCAGUAAA
Messenger RNA from Topomyia yanbarensis, 1558 nucleotides. RefSeq names its product GTP-binding protein SAR1 (gene Sar1). Lineage: Eukaryota; Metazoa; Arthropoda; Insecta; Diptera; Culicidae. The transcript is spliced from 6 exons. Gene Ontology annotation, biological process: endoplasmic reticulum to Golgi vesicle-mediated transport; membrane organization; vesicle organization. Gene Ontology annotation, cellular component: COPII vesicle coat; endoplasmic reticulum exit site. The coding region runs from base 275 to 856 and encodes 193 amino acids. Gene Ontology annotation, molecular function: GTP binding; GTPase activity. The record is from RefSeq and is a predicted model, not a curated record.